AUGGCAACAUCAAAUCGUUGUUCGAUAUGUCGAAAACGUGCAGGAACCUGCUUUUGCCUUGGAUGCAAAGCAAUUUUUUGCGACGAUGAUUUUCAUAAUCAUCGUGGACUCUUACUCAAUGAAUUAGAUGGGCUUACGGUAGAUCGAAAUGAACUUCAAGCAAAAAUCAACGAGGCCGCUUCAAAUAAAAAGUCUGACAAUCAGUUUCUUGCACAAAUUGAUGAAUGGCAACGCAAAACCAUCGAAAAGAUAAAAGCAGCUGCUGAAUUGAUUCGACAGCAGGUCUUCAAAAUAAUGAAUUCCAAACUGGAAGAAAUUACGGUACAGUUCCAAACACUGUCACAAGAAUUGCAAGAACUGCAAGAAACAAAAGGUGCUGUUGAACAGGAUUUAACAAGAUUGAAAGAAGAAAUUCGUCGACUCAAUGAAGAUUUACAACAAGCAGCUCAAUCACCAACAAUCUACCUAAAUACGAAACAGAGUGAUCAAAUCGUAUGGGAAGGCAUGAUAUAUAUCGAGGAAAACUCUGUAAAUCUUGUUAAUCAAAUGUGCCAAACAAAAUCAAUAGGUGACCACCAAUAG
Rotaria sp. Silwood1 is the source of this 582-nucleotide messenger RNA. The record is from the annotation of a GenBank genome assembly. NCBI's taxonomy places the organism in Eukaryota, Metazoa, Rotifera, Eurotatoria, Philodinida, Philodinidae.